Fusarium redolens is the source of this 1434-nucleotide messenger RNA. RefSeq names its product acyltransferase 3. Bases 1 to 1434 code for a protein of 477 amino acids. Gene Ontology annotation, cellular component: membrane. Gene Ontology annotation, biological process: polysaccharide biosynthetic process. Gene Ontology annotation, molecular function: acyltransferase activity, transferring groups other than amino-acyl groups. Lineage: Eukaryota; Fungi; Ascomycota; Sordariomycetes; Hypocreales; Nectriaceae. The record is from RefSeq and is a predicted model, not a curated record. The transcript has a single exon.
AUGGCUGGCGGGAUUUUGCUCGGCGAGCAAGAACCCAAACCAACCACACGGUCUUUCCUAGACCACGGCAAAUUGAUCUCUCUCAUCUCUCAUGCUCGAAGUAUUCGCAUUUUCCUCCUCCCAAGCUUCAUAAGCCAAGGCUCAGUCCCCAAAGAGAGCGCUCAGGCGCGAUCAUCCGCCUCUCCAACACUUUAUCUCGAUGGAUUGCGUGGACUCUUCUCUUUUCUCGUCUUCCUUCGCCACUUUCUCUUGCCCUGGGAAGAAGGUCUUGACACUGGUUUUGGCCAAACCAACAAUAUGUCUUUCAUCAAGCUCCCCAUAAUCCGACUUAUCUAUGGUGGGCCUACUGUGCCCAUCUUCUUCAUUGUCUCGGGGUUUUUUCUUGCGUACAAACCACUGAAACUCAUCCACAAGAAAGAUUACAACACUCUUGGGUUGUACACCAUGUCAUCAGUGCUGCGUCGCCCAUUUCGACUGUUUCUACCUCCACUGGUAUCAACAUUCAUCGUCGCCCUUGCAGUGAGUGCGGGACUUUACACGGCUCCGUAUCAAGAUAUGCCGGGUUGGGUGCCCAGGCAUCCAGAGCAACUCGGAUCAUUGUGGGCGCAGAUAUGGGACUGGAUGCGUUUCUUGGUCGUUGAUUUGACGCACCCUUGGAGCUGGAAGUCACCAGUAUCUGAGUAUGACAGUCAUCUAUGGACAGUCCCAAUCCAGUUUCGCGCCUCCAUGAUUAUUUAUCUCACACUUCUUGCUUUGGCGAGAGCCCGUGUCUGGGUUCGUGGUACGACACUGGUCUGUCUAUGUCUCUACUCACUUCAGCAGGGAAGAUGGGAGAUAUACCUGUUCUUCGCUGGGGUCUUUCUCGCUGAGAGAAGUCUCGAGAGUCGUAAUGAUUUCGAGGCUCAGCUCACCGAUGGCGGUGAAUCUGCCACGAUUCGACUUCCACUACGGUCCCCAGUUCGGCCAGGAAUCCUCCAGAAAUUUGUAUUUCUGGUUGGACUAUACUUGAGCUCAUACCCUCGAGCGAGAGACGCAGGUUUUUCUAUGCCUGGUUACGUAUUUCUUUCAACACUGACAAAUCGAUACAUCUAUUGGCAAUCCUAUGGUGCAACUCUAAUCUGCUGGUCUUCAAGUAGGGAUAGACUACUCCAAAAGCCUUUCACGUCACGUCCCCUUCGUUACUUGGCAAAGAUAUCAUUUACAUUGUAUCUUGUUCAUGGCCCAGUUUUGCAUCUUUUCGGAUAUUCAAUGGUACCUGCAUUCCAGGGCUUCACAGGUAGCUCCACUGAGUGGCAGUACCAGCUCGGAGUGCUGCUAGCUCUAGCAGUAUUGGCUCCUAUGGUUGUAUGGAUUGCAGAUGUAUUUUGGAGAGCGGUGGAUAAGCCUUGUUCUGUCUUGGUCGUUCGCACCAUAGAGCCAUUCUUUGCUGACUAG